GUAGUCCAUUCGCAAAGUACAUGACAUGACCAAACAAUGCCUGAUUGUACCAAAGUUCAGAUCUGUUGGCCACCAACGUGAUAUAAGGAGCCUCUUUUAGCUCCGCAGCCAGAACGUGUUCAACUCUUUUCUUUCUUUUAUCCUGUUACUACAUGAAACAUCGAAACUUUUACGAUGACAGAACCAACACCCACAGUCAAGGCUCGAGCAAUUGACUUGCCGGAAAUCCUUUUAAGAUAUCAUGCUUUCUCAGCCCAUCAGAUCUCCUCGCCUGCUCCGCCACAUGAUUCUGAACUGCCGCUCAAAGUUGGCAGCAUCUGUAGAGAACUAGAAUCUAUCACUUUGGAGGGUCUGUCUUUGGUUCACCCCAAGCAUACAAAGGAGUGUGGUAAUGCUCAGAACCUACGAUCUUUAAGUCUUACACAAUGUGGCAUCAGAGGGCGUCAUAUGGCGGUGUUUUGGACCAUAUGCCAGCGGUUGGAGACCUUGCAUUUGAAUCAUGUCUUCAUGGACACAACCAAAGCUCUUGAUGUCGACUCGAAGCCUCACGAUUCAAUGCCGCCAAUAGCCAUGGCGCUUCGAUUCCCGCGACUCCGGGAAUUGUCCCUUCGCAAUAUGAUCUACCAUCAAGAGCAUGAACAAUUGAAUCUUAUCUGCCACUGUUCACUCCUUCAAACCCUUACCUGGUCCAAGUUGCUCCAGGCUCGAGACAUUAUCGAUGCCAAACCAUUUGUCUGCCUUCAAUUACAGGAGCUCCAAGUCUUUAUAGACCUGAGAUUUCCUUACCACCGAUUUACCAAGGAUGAGUUGCAUCAAUGUAGAGCGGUGUUCAAAAGAUUGUCAAUCUUUACAAAUCUUCGUGAACUGGAUUUGGUCUCUAUUAAUGACCCCUCCCAUCCUCGCCAAAAUAUGGUGGGGCUUCCAUUGAGGGUAAGGGCUGGAUUGAGUCAUUUGAGUGGAUUAAAGAAGUUGGAGGCUGUUUACUUUAGCGGACGACAAAAAGUGCACAAGGAGGACUUGAUCUGGAUGAUCGAUCAUUGGAAGAGCCUCAGGCGCCUGACUGGUACUUGGCAAGUCUUGUUUGGAAACAAGGACUUGGUUCGUGACGAUUUUUUUCAUGAAGGAAAAUUACAACAGUGGCUGAAGGAGCAUGGUAUCCAAACUGAUGGCUGCCGAUAUGAGUUUUAUAAUCCCGGAGACAUGGGGAUCGUGGACUGCUGUGGGAGCUCUGACGAUGAGCAAGAGGACAUUGAUGGUGCACCUCCAAAGCCCAGAUCGAAAAGCGAAGAGAAAGCUUGA
Messenger RNA from Lobosporangium transversale, 1299 nucleotides. RefSeq lists its product as hypothetical. The transcript is spliced from 4 exons. NCBI's taxonomy places the organism in Eukaryota, Fungi, Mortierellomycota, Mortierellomycetes, Mortierellales, Mortierellaceae. The record is from RefSeq and is a predicted model, not a curated record. Bases 175 to 1299 code for a protein of 374 amino acids.